This is a messenger RNA of Pristis pectinata (smalltooth sawfish), 2032 nucleotides long. RefSeq names its product uridine monophosphate synthetase (gene umps). Gene Ontology annotation, molecular function: orotate phosphoribosyltransferase activity; orotidine-5'-phosphate decarboxylase activity. Gene Ontology annotation, biological process: 'de novo' UMP biosynthetic process; 'de novo' pyrimidine nucleobase biosynthetic process. Bases 450 to 1904 code for a protein of 484 amino acids. The record is from RefSeq and is a predicted model, not a curated record. The transcript is spliced from 6 exons. Lineage: Eukaryota; Metazoa; Chordata; Chondrichthyes; Rhinopristiformes; Pristidae.
GGAGAGAAGGGUUAGAUUGAUCACGGAGGAGGUGUUUCAUCUCGUUCCGCACGACAUCGUGGGCCGAAGGGCCCGUCCUGUGCCGUACUGUUUUAUGUUCUAAUUCAGGCACCCAAAUUAUUAAAAUACAACGCGAAAAACAGCGGACCCAACACCUUCCCCAGCGGAACCACCAGAAAAGGCCCACUUUAUUCCCACUCUUCGCCUUCCGCCAGUCGUUGAAUGGCAGAGCAGACCCCUUGCUCCUGCUUUAUAUUCCUAAGGAAGUCCCACAACUUGAAUUUUCAUUUAACAAUUAGGUAACAAAAGCUGAAUGCAGUACUUGAGGUGCGUUCCGACCAAGGCGCUGCCGACCGGGCGGGGACGCCGUCCAGACAAGGCGCCGCGCGGGUUGGCCGUUGGAGUUUAAGAGUCAGGACGCGCAGGCGCGGCCUGCGAACGUCGGCAGCAUGGAGUCGCUGGUGUCCGAGCUCUACGCAAUUCAGGCUGUGAAGUUCGGCAGCUUCAAGCUAAAGAGCGGGAUAUUGUCGCCUGUUUACUUCGAUCUGAGGGUCAUUGUGUCCUAUCCGGCUCUUAUGAACCAGAUUUCUGAUCUCUUGUGGCAAACUGCAAACAGUGCUGGAAUCAAAUACAGUUCUAUUUGUGGGGUUCCAUACACUGCCUUACCUCUUGCGACCGUUAUCUGUUCGACCAAAGGAAUCCCCAUGCUUAUUCGUCGAAAGGAGGCAAAGGAUUAUGGUACAAAACGUAUGGUGGAAGGUACUAUUAUCCCAGAAGAAACCUGCCUUAUUAUUGAGGAUGUUGUCACAAGUGGUUCCAGUGUCUUAGAAACUGCACAAAUUCUUCGUAAGGAAGGAUUAAAAGUCACUGAUGCAGUGGUGUUAUUGGACCGAGAACAAGGAGGAAGAGCCAGGUUAGAGAAGGAAGGGAUACGUUUACAUUCUGUCUGUUCCUUAUCCAGAUUAUUAGAAAUUUUACACAACCAAGACAAACUUGACUUUGACACGGUAGAAAAUGUCAAGACAUUCAUAAAAACAAAUGCUUGUUCACCAGUGAAAGAAAUAGUAAAUGGUUCGACAAAAAACCUCAACAACCAGUCUAAUGUCAAAAGACACUUUAAAGAAAUCAGUUAUGGUGCUCGUGCCCAGCUUCCUGAUAUUCAUCCAAUCACAGCACAACUUUUUAAAAUAAUGGAAAAGAAACAAACAAAUUUGUGUCUGGCUGCUGAUGUUACCAACUCCAAAGAGUUGCUUCAGCUGGCUGAUUCACUUGGUAGUGAGAUCUGCAUAUUGAAAACACAUGUUGAUAUUUUGAAUGACUUUAAUGAAGAUGUGUUCAAAGAGCUAAAAGCCAUUGCCAACAUGCAUGAAUUUUUGAUAUUCGAAGACCGAAAAUUUGCAGAUAUUGGAAACACUGUUAAACACCAGUAUGAAGGUGGAGUAUACAAAAUUGCUCAGUGGUCUGACUUUGUGAAUGCUCAUGUGGUUCCUGGCCCUGGAGUAGUAAAAGGACUAAAAGAAGUUGGGUUACCUCUGAAACGAGGUUGUUUGCUGAUUGCAGAAAUGAGCUCUGAAGGUUCCCUAGCUACAGGGGACUACACCAAAGCAGCUGUAAAACUAGCUGAAGAACAUACUGACUUUGUAAUUGGGUUUGUAUCCAGCUCAAACAUCAGUGGCAGAUCAGAGUUUAUACAUAUGACCCCAGGAGUCCAGAUGCAGAUUGGAGUGGAUAAUCUGGGCCAACAGUAUCUGAAUCCCGAAGAAGUGAUUAAUAAAAGAGCAUCUGAUGUCAUCAUUGUGGGCCGAGGGAUCCUCUGUGCAAAGGAUCGUGUGGAAGCUGCAAGAAUAUAUAAAAAAGCUGGAUGGGAAGCCUACCUGAAUAGAUUGAUGUCCAUUAAGAAUUGAAAGUUUGAUCAAAAAUACAAGUAACUAAAUUUGAUCACAAAAUCGGUUGAAAAUCAGUUCUCUUUUUCCUUGCUUUUCAUACAAUUAUUGGAUGUACAUUUAAAUAAAAACUCAGUGAUAUUAAGAAA